Messenger RNA from Drosophila ananassae, 1380 nucleotides. RefSeq lists its product as uncharacterized. The transcript has a single exon. Lineage: Eukaryota; Metazoa; Arthropoda; Insecta; Diptera; Drosophilidae. The record is from RefSeq and is a predicted model, not a curated record. Bases 310 to 1380 code for a protein of 356 amino acids. Gene Ontology annotation, molecular function: nucleic acid binding; zinc ion binding.
GGAAACAGUAGAAUUCAAGGACAGAGACAAGAACAGAGUUGCCGCGAAGUUCUAAAUUCGGGGAAUAUAGAAUUCAUGCGAAAGGCAUAGCAGCAGAGACGAUGGUUAUCUCUGCUGGUGAGUGAGGUCCGCUCACGAGUUACCAGAAGUUUAGAGGGAUGAAAAGAGAUGACGACAGAGGCUAAGCUUGAGAGAAGGCUAAGAGAGAGAGAUGGUUGAGAGAAAUGAUCGAUGAGAGAAUAUAAGUCAGUCGAGUGAUGGUAACGAACGUGAGCGGAACUUGCUGUGCUGCCGCAUCGAUUUUAUUAAAUGACAAUGGAGGAAACUACUGGCCAUAUAACGGGGAUUACGGCUCUUACUACAUCAGAAGUGGGAUCUCCUCCGCCACAAGGGCAAAGUUCCACUCACUAUACGUCAGCGCUGGAGGAGCAAAACAAAAACCUCAUGGAAAUCAUAAAGGCCAUGCAGGCGCCAAGAACUUCGGCGUCAGACGGGAAAACCACGCAUGUGACACUGCCCAAAUUUAAUCCCGAUGGUGCGGGAACAGAUGCAACAGCAUGGUGUACUACGGUCGACUUAAUCUUCGCAGACAACGUACUUGAAGGCAGCGCACUGGUAAUAGCACUAAGCAAAGCGCUGGAAGGCAGUGCUUCACAAUGGCUGUCACAGGUAUGCUUUGCUGGCAUCACCUGGACCCAAUUCAAGGAACUGUUCAUCCAGCGAUUCGUGGGAAUUGAGACAACGGCUGCUGUACUGAUUAAUGUUUUAAAUGGACAUCCCAGAUCUGGAGAAAGCUUUGCUGAAUAUGGAAGUCGCAUAGUUACGCUAUUACUAUCCAAGUGGAAAUCUACGGAGCUGGAAGAGAUUGCGGUGUCAAUAGCGUUAGCACACAUGACGCAAAUUGACAAUAAUUUGCUGCGUUGGGUUUUUACAACCAGCGUAACGACACGUAAUGAACUACAGCGGCAGCUGCAGGCUUACGCCUUCAAGAAGCGUAAAAACGAAAUUGAUGAAUCUUCGUCAAGUUUGGACAAGAAAAAACCACGAAUGCAGUCGCAGGUAAAAUGUCAUAGUUGUGGAAAAAUUGGCCACAAAUACGCUCAAUGCCGCGCUCGUAUGGAGAGCUCAUUCUCAACAAAAGGAAAGAACUACAGUGGAAGCAGCGUUUCUGGAGGGAAGGAGCGAUCAAACAUAAGAUGCUACAAGUGCGGUGAGGCUGGACAUAUUGCUACUGUAUGCCCCAGAGGUAGCACCAGUGGAAACGGCGAGUACAAGGAGAAGCGCGUGGACAUAUGUCAAGUUCUUCAGCCUAAGGGCUUAUUCUAUCAAAGGGGUGAGAGCUUUCCAUUUUUUUUGACUCGGGUGCCGAGUGUUCUUUGA